This is a messenger RNA of Ceratosolen solmsi marchali, 1413 nucleotides long. Its product is annotated as putative protein MSS51 homolog, mitochondrial. The transcript is spliced from 2 exons. NCBI's taxonomy places the organism in Eukaryota, Metazoa, Arthropoda, Insecta, Hymenoptera, Agaonidae. The coding region runs from base 126 to 1397 and encodes 423 amino acids. The record is from RefSeq and is a predicted model, not a curated record.
AUUGUGAAUAAUAAAAGCUUAUAUGGAUGUGUUUUUGAACUAUUCGUAAUAAAUAAUAAUAUAAGGUUAUUUUGUAAUCUAUAACCUUAUUCAAUAUUUAUUCCAUCAAAUAUUUUCAGGCAGACAUGACAGAAGAAUUAGACAAUCUUUUUUUUUAUGCCAAUACUUGUCACAUUUGUAAAGUCCGUGGCAACGAAACACUUUUAAAAAAAUGCAGUCGAUGCAAAAUGAUUUCAUAUUGUGGCAAAGAACACCAAAAGCAACACUGGCUACGGCAUAAGGACUUAUGUUACGUCUUGUCAAGCAUGCUUAACGAAACUAAUAAAUCACAUAUUUUCGAAGGAAUGAGAAAUUCUAAUACGACAGAUUGGGUAAAGGCAAAAAUGAAUUUAAUGCUUUUAGUAAUUAUAAAGCUCGGUAGAAAAUUAUUACCAUACGAAGAGGAGAUGUUUAAAUUCCCUAGAGCUUGUGUCGUUUGCCAUGAAACUGAUCAAAAAGUAAUUAUCGAUUGCAUAUUGUGCCCAGCGGCAAGCUUUUGCAAAGAACAUAAAAAUGAUUCUAGUCAUUCAAAAAUUUGCAAAACAUUAACCCUCUGUUACGACUUGGAUGUUGCAUCCGCUGCAUUGGUCAGGCAGCCUCCACUCAAUACCGUGCCUUAUUAUACAGAAAUGAUUUCCUUGCCCGUCUGUAUGAAGAGUUUUAUCGAUACGUAUUAUAAUAAGAAUAAUUCUCUUCUGAUAUCCAAUCGUAUGCAAAUACCUCAAAUAUCAGAAUAUCUUACUAGACCAUUAACAUUACUUUAUGCUAUAGAGAAAUUAGGUUUUUCAGUUAAUUCGGUAAUAACUAUUCAUAUUAUUGGGGCAAAUAUGAUUGAACUUGAUGGAGCAGAAAUUUGGGAAAUACUUUUACAUUGGUUGCCAUCUUUAACUACGUUAAAUAUAGUUCUGAUUGGCCCAGAACAAUUUAAGAAGAAGUACAACAAAUUAGAGUACAAUAUUUGCGACUAUUGCAAUGGGAAAGGCAUAAAAUUUUAUCUGGAAACUUACGGAGAGCUAUACAACGAAUAUGUGAAUAGCAAUUAUUUUGUUAAGCCCGACAUAAUUGUAGGGUACAAUGUAGGAAUUCAUGAACACGAGCCUGGAGAUUUUAAAUUGGACACAUGGUUUGAGUCCAUAAAAAUCUUACCCGAACAAAACUGUCCAAUUAUGUUAACAUCGUACACUGAGAAAGAAGCUAAAAAAGAUCAUAAAAGAUUCUGUGAUGUUUUAGAAAAAAAUGUGUCUUUCAUAUGCUGUGAAGCGAAUCCAUUUUCCAGCUUAAGACCUCACAGAGAUUACGAAACGGAAGAACUUUAUUAUCAAAAUCAUUACAUCAUUAUUUAUCGAGAUUUUAAUUAAUCGAUUUAAAAUUAUA